GGGGCUCGGCGGGGCGGGGGGGGGCAUGGAGGCCAUCUGGCUGUACCAGUUCCGCCUGAUCGUCAUCGGGGACUCCACGGUGGGCAAGUCGUGCCUCAUCCGCCGCUUCACCGAGGGCCGCUUCGCCCAAGUCUCCGACCCCACCGUGGGCGUGGAUUUCUUCUCGCGCCUCGUCGAGAUCGAGCCCGGCAAGCGCAUCAAGCUCCAGAUCUGGGACACCGCCGGCCAGGAGCGCUUCAGAUCGAUCACCAGAGCCUACUACCGGAACUCAGUGGGGGGCCUGCUGCUCUUCGACAUCACCAACCGCAGGUCCUUCCAGAAUGUCCACGAGUGGCUAGAGGAAACCAAAGUGCACGUCCAGCCCUACCAGAUCGUCUUUGUGCUGGUGGGCCACAAGUGCGACCUCGACACUCAGCGGCAAGUCACCCGGCAUGAGGCUGAGAAACUGGCCGUCGCCUACGGCAUGAAAUACAUCGAGACCUCCGCCCGGGACGCCAUCAACGUGGAGAAGGCCUUUACCGACCUCACUCGAGACAUCUACGAGCUGGUUAAGAGGGGGGAGAUCACCAUCCAAGAAGGAUGGGAAGGGGUGAAGAGCGGCUUCGUCCCCAACGUCGUGCAUUCGUCGGAGGAGGUGGUGAAAUCCGACAGGCGGUGCCUCUGCUAGGGAGGAGAAAGGAUGCCGGACUUUACGAACCAAACGUACCCUGCUAGAUGAACUCGGUGCGGCGGAAGGGGAUGCAGAGGGAAGUGUGGUGAGCGGCAUGUCACGGUGCUUUGGACCUCGGAAGAAUAGAACCAAGGAGGGAAUGGGGGAAGGAACCCCCCCAUUAUGUAGGAAUGAACCCAGAUGCAUGCUUAUAAGGUAGGAGGUGGGCAGUGUCAAGAAAGACAAGGUCAGAUAGGGGUGGUAGAAGCCUGGGAACUCUGAAGACACCCUGUUUUGAAUGCACCUGUCGUUCAGUGCUGUGUGAUGAGGCCACAGUAUGAAAAACCCGUAUAUAAUAAUAAUAAAACACCUAUGGAGAAAGA
This is a messenger RNA of Heteronotia binoei (common prickly gecko), 1032 nucleotides long. RefSeq names its product RAB39B, member RAS oncogene family (gene RAB39B). The transcript is spliced from 2 exons. The record is from RefSeq and is a predicted model, not a curated record. Gene Ontology annotation, cellular component: Golgi membrane. NCBI's taxonomy places the organism in Eukaryota, Metazoa, Chordata, Lepidosauria, Squamata, Gekkonidae. Gene Ontology annotation, molecular function: GTPase activity; GTP binding. The coding region runs from base 26 to 667 and encodes 213 amino acids. Gene Ontology annotation, biological process: Rab protein signal transduction.